Molecule: messenger RNA, 1484 nt
Organism: Podarcis raffonei (Aeolian wall lizard)
Lineage: Eukaryota; Metazoa; Chordata; Lepidosauria; Squamata; Lacertidae
Exons: 8
Coding region: 187-1422 (411 amino acids)
Molecular function (GO): calcium ion binding
Source: RefSeq, a predicted model, not a curated record
UGGGAUUUGCUCUCAAGUAAAUGUGCAUUUUCAGUCUAAAUAAGAAAAGAUCGUUUCAUUUGUUUCACAUUGUCCUUAAGGACCUCAAACUAAUGAAUAUUAGUUUAUCUAUCUGGAACAGCAGCAGCAGCAACAACAACAGCAUAAGUAUUCUGUACUAAAAAUGUUACCUAUACUAUUAACUAAAUGGUUCUCUUAUUCCUUAUAGAAGCCACAGCCUAUCGUGGAACAGCCAGGAUUACAAAUAAAAAGUACAUACCUCAAUUCAGCAACAAAUCAAGUACAGAGUUUCAGGAGCUUCAAAAAAAUGUCACCGAAGAGAUAAUAAACAAUUUGCCGCCUUCGUUGAGAGCAUUAAUAGAUUCUGGGAAAAUGCGUAUAACCAUAACUGAGAUUACAAGCGGCAGUGUGAUUGUGACCUUCAUCAUCGAGAUGGUUCCAGAUAGAAAUAUAGCACACGAUGAGGUUGAAAGGGCUGUAAUCGAAGCCUUAAACAAAAGCAGACAUCUGGAUGUAGACCUCACUCAGACUUCCAUAGAAGUAAUCCCUGCCUGUCAGCCAGACAACAAUGGCUGUUCUGAAUUUGCCUAUUGCAUCCCCCAAAGCACAAAUUAUUCAUGUGAAUGUAAGCCGGGAUUUUUGGAUCUGAGUCCCCAGGUGCCAGGAAGACAAUGCGAAGAUAUAAAUGAAUGCAAGGGAAAUAACGCCUGUUCCAAGUUGGCUGUGUGUGAGAACACUAUUGGCAGCUAUAAAUGUCAAUGUUAUCCAGGCAUAAUGGAUCUGAAUACAAGUAAUCCUGGAACAGAGUGUCAAGACCCCAUCUUGUGUCUGAACAUGCCUGAUAUUUGCUUGCAAUCCACUGUGUGUCUUUCCUUACGACAUUACAUCUGUUCAAGCAGACAAGCAUUUGCUUGCAGAAUUUUAUUCAAAACCCAGAGUUUUACACCUGACCUUUAUAAUCCAGAAAGUGAGAUCUAUAAGAAUAUGUCUAACAAAAUCAGAACAACUGUUUCUAAAGGAAUGAUAAUGAAGCUCGGAGAUGACAACUUUAAUAUCAAAAUGGUGGGAUACCAAGCUGGAAGUGUGGAUGCAUAUUUUGCAUUUCUCCUGCAAGGACAAAAGUGGAUUGGAACAAAAAAUUUUACAGACUAUUUAACAGAAGUAGUAACAAAAAUGCUUGAUAACAAGACUGCUGUAACAGUAACAGCAAUUGCCACAUCCCAGCAAGUGGAAGAUCUGAAACCAAGGGAAGACAAUUCAGCCUGGAAAACAGGAGUCAUUGUCCUUGCGGUGCUCUUUAGCAUUGCAUUGAUAUCUAUUGUGGUGAUGGUCACAGUAUGGCUUUAUAUGAAGAAAAAAAUGGGCAAAUAUAUUAUCGAACCUCAAGGACCCAUGGGAAAGUUUGCCUUUCAGAACUUGUGAGUGUCUCAGUUGCCUCCCAACUGUGGCAUAUUUUAACUCUGAAGUUUGCAUGGUUAUUAGAA